Messenger RNA from Sphaeroforma arctica JP610, 1575 nucleotides. RefSeq names its product anaphase-promoting complex subunit 10. The record is from RefSeq and is a predicted model, not a curated record. Lineage: Eukaryota; Ichthyosporea; Ichthyophonida. Gene Ontology annotation, biological process: protein K11-linked ubiquitination; anaphase-promoting complex-dependent catabolic process. The transcript is spliced from 6 exons. Gene Ontology annotation, cellular component: anaphase-promoting complex. The coding region runs from base 85 to 645 and encodes 186 amino acids.
GCAUAUUUUAAUAUUUUAUUGUAAGAUAUAUAUCUAGUCUAAUAAGAAUACUAAUACGAGUCUGUUAUAGUUCUUCCGGCAGCAAUGGAGGUUGAAUCGUUUACAAUAUUUCCGCCUGAUGCAGAUGGGCAAGAUCACCAGAGUGAGAAUGCUAGGGAGAUAGGAGGCCAGGCGGUCUGGACACUGUCGUCGUGUAAGCAGGGCUUCGCUAUGGACCAGCUGAGAGACGGCAAUCUAGACACAUAUUGGCAGUCUGACGGACUACAGCCACAUUCCAUCAGUGUGCAAUUUCCGAAACGACAGACGGUUUUGGAGGUUUGCUUUUAUGUGGACUAUUUGCAAGAUGAAAGCUAUACACCCCAGAAAAUAUCAGUAAAAGCUGGCUCGCACUAUCAUGAUCUUCGGGAAAUCACCCAAAUGUCCAUGACUGAGCCUUCAGGUUGGGUUUCUGUACCCCUCACAAGAACAGAUCAGACAGCCGGUGUGCAGGCCAAUCUACUUGAGAUCACUAUGCUAUCCAACCAUCAAAAUGGAAGAGACACCCAUAUGAGACAGAUAAAGGUCUUUGGCCCUGUAGAAAGGGGGAUAUCGGUCAUUGAAAAGUUUCAGGAUCCGAAUCUCGAGACAUAUUCGAAUUUACGAUGACGUACUUAUUAGUACUCUGUGAGUUUUACUCGAGAUUCGCACUGCAGAGAGCUGGCCUCCAAACACGCAGAGCUGACGACGACAGAAUGCUUGCUGUUUCAUCGAAUGCUUGCUGUUUCAUCGAAUGCUUGCUGUUUCAUCGAAUCCUUCCUUGCGCCACUUGCUAUACAGUGCGUGAUCGUAGUGGCAUGAUUGUGGUAUUAGGGAAUCGAUGCCCAUUCUACAUUCUAUCAGCAAAAUAUACCACGUAGUGUGUAUAACGUCGCUGUGGGUUCGAUGGAGGUGUGCGUACGAAUUGCAAUCGGCGACACUGGGUUCGAUAGAAGUAUAAAUUGGAGAGUACAAAAGGCGACGCUGGGUCGAUGGAAAUGUGAUUAGAAGCCGUGUUCUUACGCGGUCUCAUUGGAUUUGACCACAAUAUAUGAAGGCGAUGUUAUUGAUACGAGCUGCCAGAUGUGACCUUGCCGCUGAAUUUGAAAAGAAUCACCCUGAUGAAAAAGUGGAUUCAGUGUGUUCUCUCGUGUACUCCUUUAAUUAUAAGUACUUUCUAUAUCAUCUAUAUACGUAGCGCUCUCCUUGAAGUAAGGGCCACCCGGGAAAAUAACCCUACUUGGCGCGAUUGUGCGGAAUAGUGUGCACUUUUAAAUCUAAUUAUUUUCAGUCGUUCCCGGAAUUACGUUUCUUUUCAACACUUCUUAGUUGCCUAGUAUUUACGAUCAAGGGUGCGCGGGAGGGUGAUCGUGGCGAUGUCCGCCUUAAAGAACCUCCAUUGGGCUCAAAUAAAUACAAAGGUAUAGUAUACCUAAACUUCUUUUUUCGUCUCGAUCUCCUAAUCUUAGCUUUUGUGCUAGCCGUGUCUAAAUUCUCGUUCAAGUUGGUAUCAUCAUUCUCACUAUCGCUCAGCACCUAUAGGUAUUCCGAAUGGGUUCA